CGCCUUCACACGUAGAAGUUAUCGUAGAAUUGGCAGAAAAAAUUGCGUGUGAGAGAUAUAAGAAAUGGCAUCUGUAAAUGAAGAAGCUGUAGCCGCCCACAAUGAAUUGGCAUUUAAACUCCAGCAGGAGUUAAGCGACUCAGAGAUAAAUGAAUUGAAGUAUCAAUUCAGAGAUUGCCCACUAUCUCGACGACAUAUUACAAAUAUCAAAGAUAUAGAUGACCUAUUUGUACACCUUGGUAAUGCUGAGAAGCUUUCAAUAGGAAAUUAUGAACAUUUUACACCAAAAUUAAGAUUGAUUAAUCCCAGAAUGGCUACUUAUGUGGAAGAACAAGAAAAAAUUGUCAAGGGUAUACUUAAUGGAGGUGCAGCUGGUCCAUCGGCAGCCAAAAAACUGAAAUCAUCAGAUACAAGCCAGCAACAAUCUACAGCCUGUCAACAUGUCUGUCUAGCUUGGGGCUCCAGUACAAGUACAAGCCCUAGUAAAGAAAUCCAAUCUGACUUAAGACCCUUGAUAGUUCAAACUAUAAACAGGAUUAAAACAGAAAAAGAAGAGAAAAAGUUCAUGGAGACUAAAGCUUUUCAUGACGCACAAGAGAAACUCAGAGAGAACAGAGUCAUAAUGAUCAAGGGUAACACAGGAGACGGCAAGACUUCGACUGCCAUUCAACUCAUGGACUGGCUGAUCAAGGAGCAGCAAUGCAGACAACCUCUUCAGCUUCAUGAAAUCAAGAAAUUAGAUAAAUUGUCCCCAGACUCCAAUCUGGUUACUUUUAUUGAUGAUAUUUUUGGAGAGAAAAAUGUUAGAAAUACAGAUGUAUGUGAGUGGAACAAAAGAAUUAAUAAUGUAAAAACAUUGUUUGUAGAUCAACGAAUCAAUCCCAAUUUUUUGCUUGUUACUAUUCGUAAUGAAAUAUAUAAUGAUUUGAAAAGGCAGUCUUUGGAACCAGUUUUUACCAAAGAUACAUGUAAUAUUAUUGACUUGAGUUCUGAAACGUACAGGAUUUUAGAGGAAAGAAAAGAACUUCUACAAAAAUAUCUACCAAACAAUUAUAAAUGGGAAGAGGAAGAAAUAGAAAGUAUUGUGAAAUCUGCUUCAAGCAUUGGUUUUCCUCAAUGCUGCCACCUGUUCUAUAACUCUGUGGAAUUGCAGGCAAAACGUGUGAAUUUUUUUGAGAAACCAUUUGAAUUUUUGAACGAAGUGUUGUCAAGAUUACCAGAAUGUUGUGCCAUUUUGUUUCUUUUCCUCAAUGGAGGGAUGAUAAAUGUUAAAGAUCUAGACCCAAACAGUGAUAAAAUCAACAAAACAUUGUUAGAGGAAUCAUUUGAUAUUAAUCUGAUUGAUGGUGAGGAGGACAGAACCUCAUUGACUUACAAGAAAAAAGUGGGAUUUGUAAAAGAAAGUUUAGACAGAUUGCUAGGAUUUUUAGUGGUGAAGGAGGAAAAUUGGUCUGGUGAUGAAGUAUACAGAUUUAAUCAUGAUUCUGUACAUGUCACAGUAGCUCUUUUGUAUUGGAACAAAACACCAGUUGGUUAUAUACAGAAUUGUCCAGUGAAAUCUCUCGGUUAUCUCAAAACCUCAAAAACAUCCUCAGACAUGAUUGUCAUAUCAUCAGAUCAUUAUACAUGUCUAUGUGAACGUCUGCUCCGAGAGUUUGAGUGUUAUCAUAGUAAUACUAUUAGGUCUCUAGAUGUAUGGAAAUAUCCUGUAUUUGUUGUAAGAUUUGUUGGGUUGUUGAAUGAGAGAAAAGUUGAUAAACGUGCUGUGUUAAAUAAGGCAUGUAAAUAUGGUGUAAAAGAAUGUGUUUUAUAUCUUCUGAGUGUGGGAGUCAAACCUGACAAGUACACAAACUGGUGGUCAUUGAUUACAGGAGGUGAUGUGUGUGGUAAGGGAGAUGGAGAUGUGGAUGUACUUAAGGAAGUUAUUAAAUACCUAAAUGAUGAGAUGAAACAUGACUUGUUAAAUGCAGCAUGUAUGUCUGGUUCAACAGAAUGUGGUAUAUAUCUUCUGAGUGUGGGAGCCAAACCUGACAAUGACACAAACUGGUGGUUAUUGACUACAGGAGGUGAUGUGUUUGGUUAUCGUGGUAAGGGAGAUGUGAAUGUACUUAAGGAAGUUGUUAAAUACCUGAAUGAUGAGAUGAAACAUAACUUGUUAAAUAGAGCAUGUGAAUCUGGUUCAACAGAAUGUGUUUUAAAUCUUCUGAGUGUGGGGGCCAAACCUGACAAUAACACUAACUGGUGGCCAUUGAUUAGAGGAGGUGACGUGUUUGGUAAGGGAGAUGUGGAUGUACUUAAAGAAGUUGUUAAAUACCUGAAUGAUGAGAUGAAACAUUACUUGUUAAAUAAUGCAUGUAUGUCUGGUUCAACAGAAUGUGGUUUAUAUCUUCUGAGUGUGGGAGCCAAACCUGACAACGACACAGACUGGUGGUCAUUGAUUACAGGAGGAGAUGAUGUUGAUAAGGGAGAUGUGGAUGUACUUAAGGAAGUUGUUAAAUACCUGAAUGAUAUGAAGAAACAUUACUUGUUAAAUAAAGCAUGUAUGUCUGGUUCAACAGAAUGUGGUUUAUAUCUUCUGAGUGUGGGAGCCAAACCUGACAUGUACACAAACUGGUGGCCAUUGAUUAGAGGAGGUGGCGUGUUUGGUAAGGGAGAUGUGGAUGUACUUAAAGAAGUUGUUAAAUACCUGAAUGAUGAGAUGAAACUUUACUUGUUAAAUAGAGCAUAUGAUGAUGAUAAGGGAGAUAUGGAUGUACUUAAGGAAGUUGGUAAAUACCUGAAUGAUGUGAAGAAACAUUACUUGUUAAAUAGAGCAUGUGAAUCUGGUUCAACAGAAUGUGGUUUAUAUCUUCUGAGUGUGGGAGUCAAACCUGACAAGUACACAAACUGGUGGUCAUUGAUUACUGGACGUGAUGUGUUUGGUUAUCGUGGUAAGGAAGAUGUGGUUGUACUUAAGGGAGUUGUUAAAUACCUGAAUGAUGAGAUGAAAAAUGACUUGUUAAAUAGAGCAUGUGAAUCUGGUUCAACAGAAUGUGUUUUAUAUCUUCUGAACGUGGGAGUCAAACCUGACAAUGAAACACUGUUAUUUGUGGCGGCGGGAGGGAGUGUGGAAUUGUUACGUAAACUACUGCAGUAUGACGUCACUAUAACAGUGAGGGAUGAGUACAACAACAACAAUGUACUACAUCAGGCGUGUGAGUCGGGGAGUGAAGAGAUGGUGACUGAGUUGUGUGAUAAGUAUCCAGACUUGGUACGUGACACUAAUAAGUAUGGACAAACCCCGCUCCAUGUCGCGGCAGGUAUAGACUUAUCAAUAUUCCAGACAGUGGAGAGAACUACACUUAAAACCUUGUAUACACAUUGUGGGACAGACGGACAUGUUGUACACAGGGAUUGUGUGUGGGGUCAGUACAUGUUUAACUUCGUUGACAAUGAAGGACUGACUCUAAUUCAUGCGAGUUGUGAGAGGGGAAACAAGGAGAUGUGUGUCUAUUUAUGUGAGAAGUGUCCAUCACUGCUCACAGCUGUAGACAAUGAAGGACGGACUGUAUUACAUGCGAGUUGUGAGAGGGGAAACAAGGAGAUGUGUGUCUAUUUAUGUGAGAAGUGUCCAUCACUGCUCACAGCUGUAGACAAUGAAGGACGGACUGUAUUACAUGCGAGUUGUGCGAGGGGAGACAAGGAGAUGUGUGUCUAUUUAUGUGAGAAGUGUCCAUCACUGCUCACAGCUGUAGACAAUAAAGGACAGACUGUAUUACAUGCGAGUUGUUACUGGGGAAACAAGGAGAUGUGUGUCUAUUUAUGUGAGAAGUGCCCAUCACUGCUCACAACUGUUGACAAUAGAGGACGGACUGUAUUACAUGUGAGCUGUGAGGAAGGAAACGAGGAGAUUUGUGUCUAUUUAUGUGAGCAGUAUCCAUCACUGCUCACAGUUUUUGACAAACGUGACCGUCGUUGUCUACAUUACAUCGCCGAGUCGGACAUACAAGAGAAUAAAGAGCUAUUUGGAACAUUUCGCUAUGAUGAUUCUCCAACAAUGAGCAACGUGAUAAUUCUGUGA
This is a messenger RNA of Ylistrum balloti, 4060 nucleotides long. RefSeq lists its product as uncharacterized. The record is from RefSeq and is a predicted model, not a curated record. The transcript has 9 exons. Bases 65 to 4060 code for a protein of 1331 amino acids. NCBI's taxonomy places the organism in Eukaryota, Metazoa, Mollusca, Bivalvia, Pectinida, Pectinidae. Gene Ontology annotation, molecular function: protein binding.